Molecule: messenger RNA, 588 nt
Organism: Symbiodinium natans
Lineage: Eukaryota; Dinophyceae; Suessiales; Symbiodiniaceae
Source: the annotation of a GenBank genome assembly
AUGGCCAAGGGACUCGAGUCCGAGCGCCACCUUUGCGAGGCAAAGACCCUCAUGGCGGAGGCGGACCCCCAGGUGCAGCUGGCGCAAUGCUGGGGGGCUCCCUUCAAGUAUCGCCUCUACUCCGCCAGCGUGGAGAAGAUGAGCCUCCUUCAGUCUGACUUUAACAUGCUCUGGACAGCCUGCGUGGACCAGGAUGGUGUUGCAGACGCUGCUGAGCGCACCUCGCUGAUUCUGAAGCCGCUGGCGGAGCACCCCGAAAUUCAGGACCUGACACAUCGUCUCGAGGGUCUCGCCAUGAAGGUGCUGCAGGUGCUGUGCCAGACCUUGCGGCACACGAGUGAGAUGCCGCUGAAAAGCGACGUGAUGAAAGAGGUGGAGAAAGUGUCCGACUGCGGCAUCUCAGAAGAUGAGCGAGAGCGCCUGUACCGACACCUCACGGACAACCUGCCGGCAAUGCCAAGUGACAGGCCCAUGUGCUUGGUUCACGACCCUCACGCUCGGGGAGUUGUGGCCAUCCGAUCCCUGGAGAACUUGGUCAAGCAUUUCGAGGACAUCUCCUCCCUGAUCAUUGGGGAAGACAUCUUCUAG